Lachancea dasiensis is the source of this 921-nucleotide messenger RNA. The record is from the annotation of a GenBank genome assembly. Lineage: Eukaryota; Fungi; Ascomycota; Saccharomycetes; Saccharomycetales; Saccharomycetaceae.
AUGUUUCGCAAGAGAGUCAAGCUUCAAAACUCGGUGGAAGGAUCAGUAAGCAGCCAAAAUAGACAAGUAACGCACUCCGCCAAGAAGCCACCAGGUAAGGGCAAGAUUGAUAUAUCUGAAAGCUAUGAUGACGAUGAUGAUCAGGUAGAAACGAUAAGUGUCAAAACACGGCCAAUAUCUACCCCUGUGGAUCUCAUAAAUGUAGCCGGGGCUGAUAAUCCCCGUAGAACACACGAUAUAACCUUUUCCGCCAAGCAGAACUCACAGAUCCUGAAUUUAGACAAUCUAGACGAGGACUUCGAUGACGGAGAUGAGGACGAGUUAAUGUUUAGCGUACCAUCCCACUCUGAAAUUAAGCGUAUACGAGAACUUCGGGCUUUGCAGCAGCAAAGGGUAAGUCCCACCGGCACAGGCUUUUUCGACUCGAGUCACGAAAAACCUGUGGAGUUCAAUGAGGCCGCUUAUGUCAAGUUAUUGAACGAGGAAGACAAAUUAGACUUGCUAGAGACUCUUGGUGAGCGUACUGCUGGCAACGAUAAAACUGACGUGCUUUCAGAGCCGAUGUCCAACGCAUUUGACGACAAGCCACUGGCGCUCAGUGAACAGGAACUACGACGUGAUGAAUCGGAACGAAAGACUACGAUCUUGAAUGCCUUAGAUGACGUUCAAGAUAAUGAGUGGGAGUCACAGCAAAUCAGUAAAAAUGAAAACGGAUAUUCAAUUGCCUCCCUUCCAAUAACACAUGGCGACGAUUUUAGUCUCGAUUCCGUUCUCUCUGAGUUAAAAACUCUGGUGCUUAAAGCCCAACAGAAGGAGAAAAUAAAUUUCCUUAGACGCGAUGCCCUUCAAGGAGAACGUGAAACACUGCUUAAUCUGCGAUCAUCUUUAACAUCAAAACUAGAGAAACUUGCGUUCGAUUGA